AUGGCGGACGAGUUAGAAAAAGGUCUCGGACCUUCUUCCGACCGACCACCGUACUUCCCAACGCACCGCACUCCGAACUCAAAUACCUUGUUUUCAUUGGAUGCCGGGAAUGCGCCCGCAGCGUCAGCAACACCACUACAGAGAUUUCUCAACGAUAAUCCGCCGCCCCGGGAGUACGGCAGGGAUUUCGCUGGUUCGGGUCUCCACAUUAUGGAUGUCAGUCAGAGAGCUUCCUCGACAUCCCUGGCUCUAUCCCCACGCGGGAGCAUCACUUCGCCUCGCAGAGAGAAAGUUGCAACAUUUGACCUCAACGCUCCAGGACUGACCGACUCGCUCCGCGAUUCUGUAGUGUCGACUGAAACUACCAUGCCUCGGCAAGAAGGCGUGCUCACUAUUCCGGAGAAGAAGUUCCUGCUAGCCGUUGAACGGGGUGACCUCGCAGGAUCGAAAGCUAUUAUCGCCGAGACUAAGCCAUCGCUGCUGAAUAUUAACUGUACGGACCCGUUGGGCAGGUCUGCUCUGCUUAUGGCCAUCGACAAUGAGAAUCUUGAGAUGAUAGAAUUGUUACUCCAUUACAAGGUUGAAACUAAGGACGCGCUGCUACAUGCAAUACACGAAGAGUAUGUUGAGGCUGUUGAAGUCCUACUUGACCACGAAGAAGCGACCAAGAAGAUUGGUGAACUACAUAGCUGGGAAGCAGUCGGAAGAGAGACCGCUACAUUCACACCUGAUAUCACCCCGCUGAUCUUGGCGGCGCACCGUGAUAAUUAUGAGAUACUGAAAAUACUGCUCGACCGGGGAUACACAUUCUCCGCCCCCCAUGGAGUGCGAUGCGGCUGCAGUGACUGCGUCCGGUCUCGAUAUGAAGACAGUCUUCGGCAUUCGCACUCCAGAAUAAAUUCCUUCAAAGCUCUCUCAUCUCCAAGUCUGAUCGCGCUAUCGAGUAAAGACCCUAUACUCACUGCGUUCGAACUGAGCGGUGAAGCGCGGAGAUUGAGUUUCCUCGAGCAUGAAUUCAAGGCGGAAUACAUGGAAGUGCGCCGGAAAUGCCAAGACUUUGCGACAGCUCUGCUCGAUCACACGCGCACGUCCUACGAGCUCGAAGUUAUGCUCAAUUAUGACCCAUCGGGACCAGCAUUCGAACAUGGAGACCGGAUGCAUUUAUCACGAUUGAAAAUGGCUAUUAAAUACAAGCAGAAAAAGUUCUGUGCUCACCCAAACGUGCAACAAUUACUGGCGUCCAUCUGGUACGAAGGACUCCCGGGCUUCCGGAGGAAGAAUAUUGUUCUGCAAAUGUUCGAAAUCCUACGGAUCGGUCUUCUGUUCCCAAUUUACUCUGUGGCCUAUAUCAUGGCUCCGCACUCUGAGCUCGGAAGAACCCUGCGGAAGCCAUUCAUCAAGUUUAUUUGUCAUUCUGCUUCUUAUAUCAGUUUCCUAUUUCUACUGAUACUCGCUUCACAACGAAUAGAAACUGUUAUGGUAGAAUGGUUCGGCACAGAGGAGAUGAAGAAAGAAAUAAGAAGUGACAUAACCACGAAGAGAGGCGCUCCGCCCUCGAUUGUCGAAUGGAUCAUCUUGACUUGGGUGGCAGGCCUCAUAUGGAGUGAAAUGAAACAAUUGUGGGAUCUAGGCCUCAUGGGAUACGUCAGUGACAUGUGGAACAUCAUAGAUUUCGUCACGAACUCUCUUUACGUGUCGACCGUAGCGCUGCGUAUCAUAGCCUACAUGCAGGUACAAAAAGAAAUCGCCUUGAACACAGGAACGGCCUACCUGCCUCGUGAAAAAUGGGACGCUUGGGAUCCGAUCCUAAUAGCCGAAGGACUCUUCGCAACCGCCAACAUCUUCAGCUCCCUGAGACUCGUUUACAUCUUUUCUGUAAAUCCUCACUUGGGUCCUCUACAGAUCUCUCUUGGUCGCAUGGUUAUCGAUAUUGUGAAAUUCUUCUUCGUCUACACGCUAGUUCUCUUCGCGUUCGCAUGUGGGAUGAACCAACUCCUCUGGUACUAUGCUGACAACGAACGUCAGCUGUGCCAAACCCUAUCGGCAAACAACUCCAAUCCCACUAGCGGUAAAAGCGAACACAGUGUGUGUUUUACUUGGAGGCGCUUCUCCAACCUCUUCGAAUCAUCUCAAACGCUAUUUUGGGCCAGUUUUGGUCUUAUCGACUUGGACAAUUUCGAACUUGUAGGAAUUCAGAGUUAUACUCGCUUUUGGGGCCUUUUAAUGUUUGGCUGUUAUUGCGCGAUCAACGUAGUUGUGCUGCUGAAUCUGCUUAUUGCUAUGAUGAACCACUCAUAUCAAAUGAUCUCUGAACACGCGGAUGUCGAAUGGAAAUUCGCGCGUUGUAAGCUAUGGAUGAGCUAUUUUGAAGACGGAGGGACCGUGCCACCUCCGUUCAACAUUAUUCCAACACCUAAAAGUCUUGGAUAUCUGUGCUCAUGGAUCUGGCGAAAAUUCUGUGGACACUCAAGGAGCGCCAAGAAGGAGCACCUUAAGACGAUACGGCGGAAGGCUCGCCAGGCGAGCGAACGUGAUCUCAAGUAUCAGAGCAUAAUGCGCGAUUUGGUCAAGAGAUACGUGACGAGCGAGCAGCGACGUGCGGACAACCAAGGGGUGACCGAAGACGACGUGAACGAAAUCAAGCAAGAAAUCUCAUCGUUCAGAUAUGAAUUGUUAGAGGUUUUGCGUACAAGCGGGUUCGACACCACUCGAACCACGGGUGCGGCUGGAGGUUUAGGAGGAGGUAAGAGAGGUCGACAGCGCGAAAGGAGACUCAUGAAAGGAUUCAACAUCGGCCUGAUCGACAGUUCGGUUCCGAGCCCCCCGGAAAUAAACGUUGAAGAAAUAGUUACGUCGCGGAAGCCACCUGGCUCUCGGUUGGCCCGCCUCGCCCGACUCGCGAGCAAGAAGAGUAAAUUGCGUAGGAGCCGCUGGGGACAUCUCGUGGAGGCCACUCGCAAUGCACGGGCAGCCUUCUCGCGUAGUCGCUCAGAAGAAUCUGUAAGCAGCCAGACAAGCUACGAGCUUCGAUCGCAUCAUCACCACCAUCGCCACCAUCAUCAUCAUCCACAGCAGCAGCAGCAUCAUCAUGAUCAAGAGCAGCAGUCCAGGCAGCACGAGCAACAGAAUCUCGACCAGAACUUAUCUUCGGGUUCUUCUGACAACGACCUGCACCACGCGGGCACUUCGCGUUCCGAGGCUGCGCUGUCAAUGAGGAAUCGUUUCUCGAAGAAACUCAAAAACUUCAGUCGAUCCAAAUUGAAACUCGCUUUCUCGGCGGAAACUCAUCUACAUCACAGAGGUAAAGGCGACAAAAAAUCCGCGUCGAGAACGUUCAGCGCACCGCCCGCUUCUCUGCUGUGUCAAUCUCAGCAUUCUCUCGCGCGACGGAGGCCACUGGACCACAGUGAAUCCUUCGGGCAGCACCCCGAUGAGGAGUCGCUAUCAAAGCCGUUGUCAUCUGCUCUUCACGAAGCCAUGCAUGAGUUCAUAGAUGACGAUGACGACGAUGACGCCGGCGGCGGCGGCGUGCGUGGUAACAACCGAGACGACGAUAAAAACAAUAAUCAUAAUGACGACGAUAACAAUAACAUCAACGACGAUGAGGACGACAACAGCAGUAGCGUCGCAACGACUAGCACGUAUAACAUAAAUGGCGGGGGUGGCGGUAGCAGCAGCAGUAGCCAAUCAGGUAGCGCGCUCAUCAAUCUUAUGGCUUCUCAUAGCUUACCAACGCCUGGAUUAUCACCGAUCCCGAGCUGUGCCAGUUCGAAGGUCCCCUCUCCGCGGAAUUCGAUAAAUAGCACUCAUCUUGAGCAAUUGCCAAUGAUAAAUAAUCAACCGACCCCGGCGGUCAUUGUUGUCGAGCCGUCCGCAGCCGACGACAACCAAAUGCAACAGCGACGGAGCAGCGCCUCGGGUUCGGCAUCGGGUAGCCGCCAUACGUUCCAGUCUGGCAGCAUGACUCCCGCAAUAGAUAACCCCGCUGCGGCCGCUGCCGUGGUGAGUCCCCAUCAGCUCGUUGUGCCAUCGACGACUCCGCCAAAUAAUUUUGAUAUAGGGGCCCAUGGACUCCCGAUACUGGUUCGAAUGUAUGGCAUAGAACCUGCGAACAAACCAAUGAACGUCGAAUGGAUAUAG
Galendromus occidentalis (western predatory mite) is the source of this 4140-nucleotide messenger RNA. RefSeq names its product Transient receptor potential cation channel gamma (gene Trpgamma). Gene Ontology annotation, cellular component: plasma membrane; cation channel complex. Gene Ontology annotation, molecular function: store-operated calcium channel activity; inositol 1,4,5 trisphosphate binding; protein binding. Lineage: Eukaryota; Metazoa; Arthropoda; Arachnida; Mesostigmata; Phytoseiidae. Gene Ontology annotation, biological process: calcium ion transmembrane transport; regulation of cytosolic calcium ion concentration. The coding region runs from base 1 to 4140 and encodes 1379 amino acids. The transcript has 16 exons. The record is from RefSeq and is a predicted model, not a curated record.